Messenger RNA from Lytechinus pictus (painted urchin), 1587 nucleotides. RefSeq names its product focal adhesion kinase 1-like. Gene Ontology annotation, cellular component: cytoskeleton. The coding region runs from base 397 to 1572 and encodes 391 amino acids. The record is from RefSeq and is a predicted model, not a curated record. The transcript is spliced from 14 exons. Lineage: Eukaryota; Metazoa; Echinodermata; Echinoidea; Temnopleuroida; Toxopneustidae.
AGUACAGCAAUUUGUAUUAUAACUGGGACUACUCCGGUUGAGGUUGUCAGUCUGAUCUGAAAGAAUGACAACAAUCCGACCGUCACCAUCGGUAACUUGAAAGGCAGCUUUGUGUAACACCGGGCGUGACAGUGAACUUAGGAAUUAUUUGCACUCUUUGUUGUAGUGAAUCAUGAUUUACACGAAAGGUUUGAGGAACCAACGGAGUUAAGUUUUGGUUGGCACUACUUGAAUUUUCUUCAUUGGACUGACUCAUUUGAGAGGCAGGAAGAAUGGUUUAACUAUAUCAGUACUCAUGGCCGACCAAUACUUACUGAGGGACCAACCACAUUAGGCUGGAACAUUCAUCUUUAAGACAAUCUAUAGGAAGGUGAGAGACAGUGUGAACGGAUCAAGAUGGCUUCCAAGGUUGGGGAGAAGAUGAUGCUAAAGGUUUACCAACCUAAUGGGACCUUCAACUCAGUCAAAUGCAUGGAAACUACAGAUAUAAAGAAUGUUAUCCAUGCUGUUGUGGGCAAGUUAGCGAGAGGAGAGCGUGCCUUUGAGAGUUCUUUCGCCGUACGGCUUCAGCAUACCCUAUCCGAGGAGUGCCAUUGGUUGCAUCGUGACCUCACUGUUGGCCAAGUCAAGAAAAAAUAUGAAGCAUAUCACCCUGCCAUCGAAUGGAAAUAUGAGCUGCGUGUACGAUACUUGCCUAAAAACUACCAUGAGCUGCUCGAGAAAGAUAAAGUUAGUUUCUUCUACUUCUAUGACCAGGUGCGGUGUGAUUACAUGAAUGAGGUCGCUGAGUUGGUCGAUCAAGACAUCUCGCUCCAGCUCGGCUGUCUUGAGAUGAGACGUUUCUUCAAAGACAUGCCACAGAUUGCCCUGGACAAGAAAGCCAACUUUGACUACUUAGAAAAAGAAAUUGGUCUUAAGAGAUUUAUACCUAAGAAUGUUAUUGACAAUACAAAGCCCAAGAAUCUACGCAAGCUUAUUCUACAGUACUUCAAGCAGUUUGCUAAUCUUAACGAGGAGCAGUGUGUGUUCAAGUUCUUUGAAGUACUAACGACAGUACACCGAUUUGAUCAUGAAAAAUUCAAAUGUGCACUUGGCACUGGCUGGAGUAUCUCAGUUGAGCUGGUUAUAGGGCCUGAUGAUGGGAUAUCAUGCCUCACGGAUAAAGCUGCCACACCUACCAAGAUGGCCGACUUUGACCAAGUGCAGUCUGUCCAGUCUCUCAGUACAGAUAAUGAUAAGAAAGGUCUUUUACAACUCAAGAUAGCCGGAGCUAAUGAGUGUGAUGGUAACUUUCAUGUAUAUGGCCAUGCUGCUGUAGAUAUGGAUUCUGUAUAUAUCACUACGCCCUCUCCCACCAUAGCUGAGGACAUGGCUGACCUGAUUGACGGAUACUGCAGACUUGUGCUCAACACAGAACAGUCACUAAUCAUUCGAGCACAACAAGGCUAUUCAGAAGUCCAUAUUCCCAGAGAUAAAUCUGCCAUCAUAACUUACGCUUCCACUUUCAACGCAGUCACACGGCGUUCUGCGAAAAAGGCGAAAAAUGCCGUGCAAGACGUCAUUCGUAAGUAGAUCUUGUUUCUUUUA